Fonsecaea erecta is the source of this 1590-nucleotide messenger RNA. RefSeq lists its product as hypothetical. The coding region runs from base 1 to 1590 and encodes 529 amino acids. The transcript has a single exon. Gene Ontology annotation, cellular component: cytoplasm; mitochondrion. Gene Ontology annotation, molecular function: acetyltransferase activity; lipoic acid binding. The record is from RefSeq and is a predicted model, not a curated record. Lineage: Eukaryota; Fungi; Ascomycota; Eurotiomycetes; Chaetothyriales; Herpotrichiellaceae.
AUGAAGUACGUCCCGUCACCACAAGCCCUGCGAUGGCUGCAGUCUCUGGCCCGACCCCAAACAACCACCCUGAGCAGCUUGGCUACGCGUCCUCAAAUCACAGCAACAUCAACGACAUACACCCCUUUCCUCCGUGCCACGACCGCGAGUAGCAGCAGACAUUUCCACGCCUCGAGCCGGCUCGACAGGAUCGAGACACACACGCUGUCGGACAUCGGCGAGGGCGUCAAGGAGGUGCAGAUCAUCCAGUGGUUCGUCGAGGAAGGGGCGCCCAUCGAAGAAUGGAGUCCCCUGUGUGAGGUGCAGAGCGACAAGGCCUCGGUCGAGAUCACGUCCAAGUACAGCGGCGUCAUCAAGAAGAUCCAUUUCCCGCAGGAUGCCGUCGUGCAGGUCGGCGAUGCCAUGCUCGACAUCGAGGUGGAGGGUGAUGAGGAGGAAGGACCACACGACACUGAAGCGCCGUCUCAGGACGAUCCCGGCAAGGUCGCAAACCAGGAGCAAGCCGCUGAGGAUCACAGGGACGCCGUCCCUCCCCCUCCUCCACCUCCUCCUUCCACCAGCAGCAACCAACAAGGCACAUCCACGACCACUACUACUGCUGCUGCUGCUCCUGCUCCUGCUCCUGCUCCCGGAGCCACGCCCAAAACACCCGGAAAAUACGCCUCCCUGGCCACCCCCGCCGUCCGGGGCCUGCUGAAGGAACACGGCAUUGCGAUCGAAGACAUCACCGGCACGGGCAAGGACGGCCGUGUCUUGAAAGAGGACGUGUACCGAUAUCUCGAACAAGGAGGCCCUGCUGCACAAGCAGCUCCCGCUGGUGGAGCAGCUGCACUGUCGACGAUCAAGCCCGGCAUCGACGCGAAGCAGACGGAGACGGCGCAACGGCUGACCCCGAUCCAGUCCGCCAUGUUCAAGAGCAUGACGGGAUCCCUGUCCAUCCCGCAUUUCCUGUACUCGGACACGAUCGACAUCACAAACCUGGCGUCGAUGCGGGCGCGGCUGAACGCGACCAGAAACCCGGAGACGACUCCCAAAUUCUCGUAUCUCCCGUUCAUCGUCAAGGCCGUGUCGCUGGCCAUGAACCAAUACCCGCUCCUCAACGCACGGUUGGACCUGACCACGGACCCCAACAAGAAGCCCCAGCUGAUGAUGCGAUCGGUGCACAACAUCGGGAUCGCGAUGGACACGCCCAAUGGGCUGGUCGUGCCUGUGAUCAAGGCCGUCAACGCGCGGUCCAUCACGUCCGUCGCGCACGAGAUCCAACGUCUGGCGCGGCUCGGCCAGGCCGGGAAGCUGGGCAACGACGACCUGACCGGCGGCACCAUCACGGUCAGCAACAUCGGCAACAUCGGCGGCGAGGUCGUGGCGCCCGUCAUCGUCGAGGGCCAGCUGGCCAUCAUGGGAGUCGGCAAGGUCAAGACCGUGCCCGUCUUUGCCGCCGAUGGAGUCACCGUGCGGCCCGCGCAGACGGUCAAUCUGAGCUGGAGUGCGGAUCACCGCGUCGUCGAUGGCGCCACGAUGGCCAGGAUGGCGCAGGUCGUGCAGAAAUACCUCGAGGAGCCCGGGACCAUGGUUGUCGAAAUGAGUUGA